Messenger RNA from Oncorhynchus keta (chum salmon), 3179 nucleotides. Its product is annotated as cyclic GMP-AMP synthase-like. Gene Ontology annotation, cellular component: cytosol; site of double-strand break; nucleus. Gene Ontology annotation, molecular function: chromatin binding; 2',3'-cyclic GMP-AMP synthase activity; double-stranded DNA binding. Gene Ontology annotation, biological process: activation of innate immune response; cellular response to exogenous dsRNA; DNA damage response. The record is from RefSeq and is a predicted model, not a curated record. Lineage: Eukaryota; Metazoa; Chordata; Actinopteri; Salmoniformes; Salmonidae. Bases 1735 to 2886 code for a protein of 383 amino acids. The transcript is spliced from 6 exons.
UUGAGUGAUAUGUGACAUCACAGUUUGGAAAUAGAAAGGGAAUAGUGUCCGGAACCAGAAAUACUUCAGCUGACACAGAGAUGAGCAAUGGAGACGUUUCAAUGUCCCCCUAGCAAGCUGCAAUUUUUGUCAACGACUGGGCAAUAGUAGAAAGAUGAACAGAACCACACCUCAGAGGAGGUCAUCCUCCAGGAGACAGACCUCAGUUCCAUCCACACCUCCUAGAGAGCCCCAGACAAUUCCUCAAUCAUGGGCCCACGCCAGGACCUCGUCCACCCCCGUCGACCUCCAACCAAGCCUGGGCAGAGAGGCAGAGGAGGGUGAGUAUCUGGACAGACAAGAUGGAGAUGGAGGUAGCCCCAUAGAGGACUCUCAGACUGGGGCAUCGUUGGGUCAGGAGACUGAUGGAAACUCCAGUACCCCAGCCACACACAACUCACCCCUCCCUAGGCAGAGACCACACCUGACAGGUAAUAGCACGGUCAACCUGCUCGCUUCAAUGGUAUUGUUGAUUGUCCUCAUCUGAUGUGGGUAUCAUUGUAUGUCAAAGAUGCUAAGACAAUCAAUCAGUAACAUGUUACAUUCAUUCAUCUUGCCAUAAUCCAUAUUCUGAGUUGAGUGACUUUUUGCAUCUGCAAUGUUUUGGAGGCAGGACACCCAUGAGGCAGCGCACAAUUGGCCCAGUGUCGUUUGCGUUAGGGGGGGUUUGGCCGGCUGGGAUGUCCUUGUCAAGUUGCUCUUGCAACUCCUUGUGGUGGGCCAAGUGCAUGCACGCUGACUUCGGUUGCCAGUUGUACAGUGUUUCCUUCCUCUGUGAGCACCGGCUUGGCAGGGUCGCAUGGCUCUCGACCUUCAACUCUCCCGAGUUCGUACGGGACUUGCAGCAAUUGGACAAGACUGUAACUACCAAUUGGGUUGAAAAGGGGGUACAAAGUACAAAAAAAGAUUUGUUUUGGAGAUGAAGUUCAUGUGUGCAUAAUCCUGUAAAAUGGGGUGAAAAUUGCACCACUCAUUCAGAAAACUUUAAUGUCCUCAGAGGCAAUUCAUCUUGCAGCAGUCAUAAAACAUACAACAUCUAAAAAUGUCAAAUAAAUCCCAAAGGAUAUUUUACAAACAAAUAGGCAGGGCGUUUGCCAUAUUCUGAAUGCUCAACCAGGCCGACCCGAGAGUCUCCCUGUAAUAUUAUCUGUUGCACCUUAUUCUUGUACUGGCAUCUCACCUUUUUUAAAAUCUCUUUGUUCACUCUCUAUGCCUCUUGUCCACUUGUUUCUUCUUAUUAAGCACCACUUUCAAUUCUUUGGUCACCCAUGGUUUGUUGUCAGGAAAUAUGCUCAUCUGAGACAGUCCUGCCAAUACUUUGAUCUGUCCACAGCCCAGAACCCCACACCAGGGUACGAGCUGGCCCCUAUCACCCCAGAGCUGGCCCGCUGGAUCAGGCUUCGGUCACAGAACCUCAAGCUCCGCCAGAGUGACCGCCAGUGGGCCGUGGACUUGGUCAACCAUCUCCGGGACAGCCUGCUGGUCUUCCUCAAGAACAGUGAUGAGCAGCCCUACUUCCAGUCAGCCUCUGUGCUCAACAGUGGUUCAUAUUACGAGAUGGUUAAGAUAACUCACACCAUGAGACGGGAAUUGUCUCUGGCUGGCGGCUCAAUUAAAACCCAUGAACACAAAAUAAUUACCGGCAGCAAAUGAUCCACAUUUUCACUAAAGAUACACAACCCAAAUGAGUUUGACAUGAUGCUGAAGCUCCAGUCUCCUUCCCGCCUCAAAAUGACUGAGCUGGACCAAUACCACGGCCUGUUCUACGAAGUCGCCCUAUCCCGACCGACGCGUGCCCACAUACGGUCUUUCCUAUUGGAAGAUGGGCUCACCAUCUCAGCCAGCAAGAUCAUAAGGGAAAUGCACCGUCUGGUCCGAAAGUUCAUCAGCACCUACAAAGCAGUGCCUGGAAAUAGCUGGCGUUGGGUUGUGAAGAGGAAGCGUCCAAACUCCCCAGCGGUGACCCUUUCCCUGUUGGAGGUGGAUAAUGGGAAAGAGGAACUACUUUCUGUGGAUGUGGUGCCCGCCUUGGAAGUGCCCUCCUCACAGAGCUGGCCUCUGGCUGCCCGCGCAGGCCCAGAUGUGAACAACUGGCUGGGGAAGAAGACCCGGCGCUCUCUCACCCACCAAACUUGCUUCUUUGUGCCCAAGAAACCGCCAGGGCGUAACCUCAGUGAGGCAGCUAAAGAGAGUUGGAGGAUUUCCUUUUCUCACAUAGAAAAGGAACUAAUCAAGACUCACGGGAACAAGAGGACCUGCUGUGAGAGCUCUGCAACCAAGUGCUGCCGUAAGCAGUGCUUUAAGCUCCUCAAGUGUCUGAUCGAGGGACUGAAGAAACGCUACCCUCAGGAGCUUGAUGCUCUGUGCUCCUACCAUGGGAAGACAGUCUUUCUACACACUCUUUCCAUCGGGGCCCAGGACUCCCUGUGGACACCGCAUCAUCUGCCUGCCUGCUUCAUGCACCUCCUAGGGGCCCUGGAGGGCCACGCAAGGAGUGGCCUGCUACCCCACUUCUUUGUCCCCAGCUCCAACCUCUUCGCCGCACCGACCUUCCCACGCAAAGCUCUGGUGUUUCUGACUGAGGCUCUGGAGGAGCAGAGGAGACAGGGGCUUCCCCUUUUAAUGCCCCCGGCUCCUGCCCCACCACUGGCAGUACACUCCCCCAGUAACUCCCAGUCCCAGCCAUCCAUUGUUGUACAGCAGACUCAUGUUAUCCAGUCUACUAUUUUUCAGCCAGCCAAAGUUAUUGAGACAAAAGCUUUAGUGAAAAUGUUCAACAUUUUAGCUUUGGUUGUGGCUUUGGUCUGUGUUGUUUGUUACCUCUGCCCAUCAGUGGUAGGAAGGUAGCAGAGACAGUCCAAUCUACAGCAGAGGGCGCUAAAAUGUUAUGCAGAUGUAGAGAAUGAUAAGCCAUUUUUAAACAGAUUUUUAUUUAUCUCUAAAUGAUGUCUUUGCUCUUAAUAAUAAACACAAUGAAAAAAGUAACAUUUCUGUAUUUGUAUGUAAAUGCUAAAUAUAUGCAAAUGACCAAGAAUAUAGUAGCUAUACAAUGUAUUGUUUACUACUUCUGUCCACUACCCCAAUGUACCCCAAACUUUUAAAUAAAAUAUAUUAUUUAUCAAUUAAAUACUUGUCCAUCA